Messenger RNA from Theileria annulata, 705 nucleotides. RefSeq lists its product as uncharacterized. Bases 1 to 705 code for a protein of 234 amino acids. Gene Ontology annotation, cellular component: nucleus. Gene Ontology annotation, molecular function: single-stranded DNA binding; metalloendopeptidase activity; polyubiquitin modification-dependent protein binding. NCBI's taxonomy places the organism in Eukaryota, Apicomplexa, Aconoidasida, Piroplasmida, Theileriidae. Gene Ontology annotation, biological process: DNA damage response. The transcript is spliced from 7 exons. The record is from RefSeq and is a predicted model, not a curated record.
AUGGCAGAUGAUGUUGUUGAGCUGGAUUCCAGCGAAUCGGAGUGCUCUUUCGCGGAGUUUGAUUUAAACGAAUGGUUUAAGUAUUAUAAUGACCUUUGUUUCAACGGAACCAUCCCUCACGUGGAGUUGUCCUGGAGUAAAAGGAUGACCAGAUGUGCAGGAAUAUGCCAAGUCAAGCCUGAAGGAAUAUGCCGUAUAAGGCUUAGCGAGGCUCUACUCAAGUACAGAACAAUUAAAGAUUGCAAGGAGACUCUGUUACAUGAAAUGAUCCAUGCGUAUCUCAUCUUAAACAGAUUAGACCGUAUGUUCGCACACGGGCCGAAAUUUAUUUGGCAAAUGAAGAGAAUUAACGAGAUGACAGGGCUCAAUGUAACUGUGUUCCACGAUUUUAAUGAUGAAGUUAAUUACUACCUUAAACACAUUUGGAGAUGUGACGGUAUUUGCAGGUUCAAAGAGCCUUUUUUCGGAUACGUUAAACGUGCCGUGAACCGGAGUCCAGGCCCAAAUGACCUAUGGUGGGAUAAACACGAAAAGGAGUGCGGUGGUAAAUUCAUUAAGAUCUCAAAUGAUUUAAAUGUGUCGACUAAGAAUCGAGUCAACAAAAAUAAAAAAAUCCAUAACAACACAAUUGAAAAGUACUUUAACAACGGUAUGGAUGAUACUGACGAUAUGGGCUCAGUCAGCGCGCCAAUCAUCAUUGACUGA